Boeremia exigua is the source of this 852-nucleotide messenger RNA. Its product is annotated as VPS4-associated protein 1. Lineage: Eukaryota; Fungi; Ascomycota; Dothideomycetes; Pleosporales; Didymellaceae. Gene Ontology annotation, cellular component: endosome. Bases 184 to 747 code for a protein of 187 amino acids. Gene Ontology annotation, biological process: vacuolar transport. The transcript is spliced from 4 exons. The record is from RefSeq and is a predicted model, not a curated record.
UCUCAUUCGGUCUACAACAUCAGCACACAGUUCUCCUCUUGAUUCAGAAUUGCGCGGCUAGCUGUUCGCAGACUUCGUGACUGUUUUCAAUCUAUACUGCAUGCACACGCUACACUUGACUCGAAUUAAGGCCUUAUCUGAUUGUGCCAACCGCGGCCGUACAGCUGUGUGCCGGCCUUGAUCAUGUCGAAAGCACCGUUCGAGAAUACCUGGUACCACAGGAAGGUGGCAGAGAACGCGACCAAACCGUGCAAUAUCUGUUACAAGCCUACAUCGAGUGUCUUGAUAACACCAAGCAACAAGGACUUCUUCUACGUAUGCAUUGGUCAUUUAUCCGACCGUGGAUUUUGCCAGCCGGACGCAGAUGAAGCUGCGGAGUUGGCUGAGCGCAAGAAGAAGGAGGAGAUGGAUCGUGAGGUCGAGAAGGUGAAGAAGGAGUACGAGGAAAAGCAGAAACUCAAGAAAGAGAAGCGGAAAGCGAAAGACAAGGAGAAAGACAAGGAAACUAAAGCUACCGAGGAAGAAGAGGACAAGAAAGAUGAAAAAGCCAAGGACGACAAGAUCAAAGAGCUCUCCAAAUCCGGCGAGGCAUCUUCAAGUGAAGCUACAGCUAGAAUAUACCAUCUCAACAAGUCCUUCUACCAAAUGCGCCUUGACAAGCUUCGGAACGCUGAAAUCGCAAAACGUAAUCGCGAGCGCCUACAAAACCCCGCAAACUUCCCCUCAGUGCCCAAGAACCUACCGUAGCUUAGUUCACCUCGAGAUUUUAGUUCCACAUCAUCCCAUCCCUUUCUCAACCCUCCCUACAUCCUUUCAGCUUGCAUCUGGGACUGUGGUGUAGAUUUGGCGCAC